AUGUCUUUAGGCAAUGUUGUUUGCGUUAUCAUUUUUUUAUAUUUAUCACUCUUGUUGUUGUGUUCAGUUAGCCGGCCUAUCAAAUUUUAUGUCAAACUUAUUUGUUAUUAUAUUGCCAUAUUUUCUGUGACUGCAGUCGCAAUUCCAUUUUCGCUUAUUCAUCCCGGUGAUCCUGGAAAUCUUUUGUAUGCAUCAUGGAUGGUUCACUAUAUCAUCUCCCGUGUAUUUGGAUUGAAGUGGGACGUCAAGAACAAAGAACUGCUGAAGUCAAAAGAACCCUGUGUUCUGGUCUGUAAUCAUCAAAGUGCAUUAGACAUCAGUGGCAUGAUGUAUAUCUGGCCCCUGUUCCACCCCUGUGUGCCCGUUCUGAAGAGAGAGCUCCUGUUCACCGGACCCUUUGGCAUCUUCUGCUGGCUUGCUGGCUGCAUCUUUGUUGACCGCUUCAACUCGGAGAGUGCGAGGGACACUUUGAACAUGAAGAUCAAAGAGAUGAAAGAGAGGAAGGUGAAAAUAUGGAUUUUCCCAGAAGGUACAAGAAAUGACAAAGGAACACUUCUUCCUUUCAAGAAAGGUGCAUUUCAUAUAGCUACACAAGCAAAGAUACCCAUUGUUCCCAUUGUGUUCUCCCAAUACACUGAUUUCUACAGCAUUGGCAAGAAGAUUUUUGACCGAGGUACCAUAACUGUGACUGUCUUACCUUGGAUUAAUACAGAACAUAUGACACCGGAAAAUGUGCCAUCGCUCACGGAAGAAGUGAGGUCUGUCAUGACGUCUUGCCUGAAGGAAUCAAUGAAAAAUGAAGGUACAUGA
Messenger RNA from Uloborus diversus, 810 nucleotides. RefSeq names its product 1-acyl-sn-glycerol-3-phosphate acyltransferase beta-like. Gene Ontology annotation, cellular component: endoplasmic reticulum; membrane. Gene Ontology annotation, biological process: phosphatidic acid biosynthetic process. Bases 1 to 810 code for a protein of 269 amino acids. The transcript is spliced from 7 exons. Gene Ontology annotation, molecular function: 1-acylglycerol-3-phosphate O-acyltransferase activity. Lineage: Eukaryota; Metazoa; Arthropoda; Arachnida; Araneae; Uloboridae. The record is from RefSeq and is a predicted model, not a curated record.